Molecule: messenger RNA, 2527 nt
Organism: Syngnathus typhle (broad-nosed pipefish)
Lineage: Eukaryota; Metazoa; Chordata; Actinopteri; Syngnathiformes; Syngnathidae
Product: SHC-transforming protein 3-like
Exons: 13
Coding region: 251-1705 (484 amino acids)
Biological process (GO): intracellular signal transduction; cell surface receptor protein tyrosine kinase signaling pathway
Cellular component (GO): plasma membrane
Molecular function (GO): receptor tyrosine kinase binding
Source: RefSeq, a predicted model, not a curated record
UCCUCACAUAGAGACUCAUUGAUGAGCUCGAGCUUCCAGUUCAUUCAUAAAAGCUGCAGAGGAAGGAAAGUUGUCAAGAGAAGGACAGGUGACUUCAAAUUGUAAAUUUUGGACUUGGUGUGAGGCUGACUGGACUUGAAACUACAUGGGAUGUCCCAGUUGCAUGCUGAACAGUAACCAGGUAUAGCUCAUGCAGUCAGCCCAACGUUCUAUUUGUCCUGCAUGUGUUUGAUGCAUCAACAGUCCGAGUAUGCUAAAGCGCACUAAAUACAGCCGUCUGCACAACGAUUCAAAAACUUCCUUGGACAACUGGUCUCUUUGCUCGGAUUCUGAUUUCCUCCACGAUACACCAUCCGUGUCAAGGGACUUCAUACCUGAUGAAGCCCUACACCAAAGUCCUCCGCUUGGACCACCCGGGGCCGGAAGUGUUGAUCGACAGGCUGAGGGGAGUGUGACCAAUCACCCAAAACGACCAAUCGCCUUCCAUUGCAUGUGUAGCUUUCCCGGGACGGCCAUCUCUCCUCCUUGCACUCGACACAAAUGCAAGCAGUGCUCUUCAGUGGUCCAUAGAGUGGUCCACCAUCACAUCAGGUAUAUGGGUAGCGUGGAGGUGACCCAAUCCAUGAGAACCCUCGACUUUGAUACAAGGAAGCAAGUAACACGAGAGGCAAUCAACAGACUUUGCAAGAGAAACACCACCAAGACCACAGUGAAAACAAAAAGUCCUGAACACAAGCAGCUGUUCUGUGUUCUGGGUCGCAGCAACCUGCAGUUUUUCGGCAGGCGAGUCAUCCUCAGCGUCUCCCCAGACACGCUCACUCUCAUCGCCGCGUCCUCACAGAGAAUCACCCAACACGCCAUCCAGGCGAUUUCGUUCGCCUCAGGAGGAGACUCGGACAUGGAAGACUACAUUGCAUAUGUAGCCAAAGAUCAAGUCAAUCAAAGAGCAUGUCACAUCCUGGAGUGUCCUCACGGCCGAGCAGCAGAGGUGAUCCGUAGCAUCGGUUGGGCCUUUGAAUCGAGGUUCAAACAGGUUCUUUGUCACACGCCGUUACUCGUCUCAGCUGAUCCCAGAUCAACGCAAAUAUUAUGCAACAAAUGGAAACCAAAGGAAACUUUAACAGACCCGAAAGAUGCCGAUGAUGAUAAUGUUGAUGUGACCAGUGAGCGUCAUGACUACUACAACGUGACUCCGGGGACGAUGUCACCCUUUGGUGGAGUAGAGAACUUGUGGGUCACAAAAGCAGAGAAGGAAAGGAUUGGGUCCUCUCCUUCUAUUUCACUCUAUGAGAAUUGUUCCAUAUCACAGGAUACGGAUGCGCCAACAACAGAGCCUUUGGAGUCUGAGAUGAGGAGUAAACAAUGUUCUCCUCCUUGUAAAAAUCACAUCCAGCACCUGAUCCAGGAGGAGGGUUGGUUUCAUGGCAGGUUAGGAAGAGAGCAGGCCGAGUCACUUCUCUCUUGUAAUGGAGACUUCCUUGUCCGAGAAAGCAGCUCGGCCUGCGGUCAGUAUGUACUUAGUGGGAUGGACGGAACCACGGUGCGACACCUGCUACUGGUUGAUCCACACGGCCAGGUUCGAACCUGUGACCAGGUCUUUCGUAAUGUGAGUCAUCUGGUCCAAUUCCACAUGCACAGCCAGAUACCUAUUGUGACGGGGAGCAACCAGCUUUGCCUCAAACAGCCAGUCCUGCAGAGACAUUAACAUGAACACAGAGGCACUCAUUACAUCUGUAACUUCUAUGGACAGCGGAUUGAACAUUUAUUCCAUAUCCUUCAUAUCCAGAGCAAGGUCCAUGAACUAGGACGCCAUUUGUCCUCAUGAGUAGGACAGUUUAGUGUACUAGUAUUUAGACACAGUUUUAAUCCCCAUUACAAUCCAAUUACAUCAUAAUUACUUCAAAUGUUAAUUGUAUUUGUAAAUUGAACGUUGCAUGUAAUUCUACAAAUGGCAAGUUUACUUUAUUCAUUUGUGUUCUACUCAUGGGCAAUUUGGAACUCCAUUGGGUACAAUGUGCCUUUCUCCGUCGAGUAUUUCUCACAUCCACUUUGUGCCUGUCUGACUUUCUAAGCACAUUCGCCAGUGAUUUGUUUUUCGUUUUUUUUCACUGGGUAUUCAAAAUGCAUGCUAGUUUGGUUUUUCAUUUCAUUACAAAAAGCAGUAUAGAAAAUGAAUGGAUGGAUGAAAUUAAGAAAGUAAAACGGAAUUUAAAUUUUUUGAAGGCAAGCCUGAUUGCCAUUAAAAACUAUAAGAUGGUGAUUUACUAUAAUUGAGUACAUAUCAAAGGAUAAGGAAGUUUGCAAAUCUUUAAAAACAUACUUUAUCUAGUUGAGCUCAUUUUUACACAGUUCUAUUUUUAAAAAGAACCUUUAAAAAUAGUAUAGCCUUCAUUCAGUAUUGUGAUUCUAAUCUUAUUAUCUUCACAAUUUCUGUAUUUGUAACACCCUUUGUCUUUUGUAUAACAUUCAUUUGAUGAUACUUUUUGUCUUAUAGAAAAGUCAUCAUUAUGUAGAAUAAAAUAAAUAA